Chrysochloris asiatica (Cape golden mole) is the source of this 1269-nucleotide messenger RNA. RefSeq names its product family with sequence similarity 43, member A (gene FAM43A). The coding region runs from base 1 to 1269 and encodes 422 amino acids. The record is from RefSeq and is a predicted model, not a curated record. Lineage: Eukaryota; Metazoa; Chordata; Mammalia; Afrosoricida; Chrysochloridae. The transcript has a single exon.
AUGCUGCCGUGGAAGAAGCACAAGUUCGAGCUGCUGGCCGAGGCGCCACCGCGGCAGGCGUCCAAGCCCAAGGGCUACGCGGUGAGCUUGCACUACUCGGCGCUGAGCUCGCUGGCACGGGCUUGCCCCGAAGGCGCCCUUAGCCGGGUGGGCAGCAUGUUCCGCUCUAAACGCAAGAAACUGCACAUCACCAGCGAGGACCCUACCUAUACUGUGCUCUACCUGGGUAAUGCCACCACUAUCCAGGCGCGCGGCGACGGCUGCACCGAUUUAGCCGUGGGCAAAAUCUGGAGCAAGAGCGAGGCAGGCCGACAGGGCACCAAGAUGAAGCUGACAGUGAGUGCGCAGGGUAUCCGCAUGGUGCACGCCGAGGAGAGAUCGUUGCGCCGCCCUGGCCACCUUUACCUGCUGCACCGUGUUACCUACUGCGUGGCUGACUCGCGACUGCCCAAGGUCUUCGCCUGGGUUUACCGGCACGAGCUGAAACACAAGGCGGUGAUGCUGCGCUGCCACGCCGUGCUAGUGUCCAAACCCGAGAAGGCGCAGGCCAUGGCCCUACUGCUCUACCAGACGUCGGCCAAUGCACUGGCGGAAUUUAAACGCCUCAAGCGGCGGGACGACGCGCGUCACCAGCAGCAGGAGCUGGUGGGCGCACACACCAUCCCUCUAGUGCCGUUGCGCAAAUUGCUUCUGCACGGACCUUGCUGCUACAAGCCACCGGUGGAGCGCAGUCGCAGCGCGCCCAAGCUCGGUUCCAUCACCGAGGACCUGCUCGGCGAGCAGCAAGAGCAGGAGCUGCAGGAGGAAGAGGAAGAGGAGCAACCCGAGGGCUUCCCGGAGGAGGAGGAUCGUGUAGUGGACGGGGGCCGCGCGGAGGAGGAGGCUGAGACGCAGCGGGCACUGGUUGUGGCCAUGCAUUUCGAAUGCGGGGACUUGCUGGACACGCUGGAGACCGGCCGCGAGGAGGCGCUGCGGGGCGACGGGGUCUCGCUGGCCCCGGAGGCUGGACCGUCGCCUCUGCUGCUGGGCAGCACUACCGACAUGAAGGCCGAGCUGUCGCAGCUCAUUAGCGACCUGGGAGAGCUCAGCUUUGGCAACGACGUGCGCAGCCUGCAGACAGACUUGCGCGUGACGCGCCUGCUGUCGGGCGAGAGCACCGGCAGCGAGAGCUCCAUCGAGGGCGGGGGCCCGGACGCCACCUCCGCCACCCCUGGGGACCCGUCGGGGCCUGCCGAUGGCGCCAGUCUGGACGAGCCCCAUUCGGGCUAA